Molecule: messenger RNA, 2727 nt
Organism: Centropristis striata (black sea bass)
Lineage: Eukaryota; Metazoa; Chordata; Actinopteri; Perciformes; Serranidae
Gene: ccdc137
Product: coiled-coil domain containing 137
Exons: 6
Coding region: 108-911 (267 amino acids)
Source: RefSeq, a predicted model, not a curated record
CGUCCCUGUCGUCGCUCGGUUCGUAGGUUAAAGGUUAUACACGCUGCUCCACAUGUGUUACUGUUUUGUUCAGGAACAUAGUAAUGCGUUAAAUAACCCGCAGCAACAUGGGGAAGAAUAAGAAGAAUAAAAACAACGACUCGGAAAGACAAGUGGGCAAGGCCGGACAACAUCCAAGAGACAAGAAGUUCAAACGAGAUGGUAAACCCAAGAAAGCCAAACAAGACCACCUCGAACACAUCCCCUUUAAGCUCCGUGAGAUAAUGAAGACUAAGGAGAGGAUGAAAACAGGAUCAUUGAAGGCCAAAAAGCUUAAAAAAGCCAUCUCCCCUAAAGGUAAACCAGAGGAUUCAGAGGUUGGGGACAUACCUGUGCCACAUUUCAAGAGGGGAAAGCAGGAGAGUGAGAAAGCAUACCUGCGACGCAUGGAGAAUGCGACAAAUCACGUCCUCUUCCUCACUAAGAACCAAGUAGACAGAAAGCCUGAGCUUGAUGCAGACAAACAAGAGAGGCCCGCAGAAAAGGGAAAGUCUGACAAGAAGAAGGAGUAUGAUAAACUCAGAUUACAGAAGAUACAACAGAAAAAGCUGGACAGACAAGAGGACAAGUUGGAAAAAGAGAUGUUUGUUGAUAAUGUCCCCUUUGGUGAAGUUUCAAUGGCCCCGCCAUGUUUGAGCGCCAAACCCAAAAAAGCUCCUGUCAAAUCUGAGAAGGCAUCAAAGGGGCUGCUUCUGAACUCGCUCCUGGGCCACACGGCGGUCUCCUCAGCCAAGCCGUCCAUGGCCAGACAGAGGAUAAUGGAGGAGGAGAGGGUGCGAGCAGUGGAGGCCUACCGUCUUCUUAAGAAACAGAAACAGCAGCAGCUCGAGGCCAGGGCUGCCAAUCUGGAAAAACUCAAGAACCCUCUGUGACGUUUCAAGUCAAAUAACUUCUACAGUAAGUACUGACUUCAGUCAGCAGUGAAGCUCAGAAACUGGUUGUAAAAUCACCAUCUGCAGACUGUAUGUGUUAUGUAACUCUACAACUGAUGUGCUAGUGUGGAGGCUUACUACAAUAUGAAUAACAGACUGGGGAAAGAAGCAAAUAUUUGCAUCCACUGGCCUCACAAUGAGGUUGGUAGUGCUCAACAUUUGCCUGCUCCUUUCAGUGCCACAGAUAAUAAUCAAAGAGAACAGGAUGUUCAAAUUGUUAAUGUCUGUUCAAAUGUUUUAUGCAGAAAACAAACAAACUAAAUACACAGUCAGGUGGCUUUUGUCGACUUCUCACCUUUUGUUCAGUUUUCUUUCCACAGUUUUUGUAGUUAAAUAGUUGGGUAAUCACUAUGACAUCAUUUAUGACGUAGCUGACAAUAAAAUAAUUUAGGUUCUGUCAAGAUAAAGACAAGCCUGUAAUUGUAUCCUGUUGUCCCACUAGAUGGCAGUGCUCCUGUAGAAAGCUGGUUUCAUAUUUGUGUGGAGGGCUGACAGAACAUGCUGGCUCAAUUGCUUUGGACCUCAAAAGUAAAAAAUGUAAAACUGUAUUUAUGGCUUGUGGAGAAGAUGCAGACCAGCUACAAUCCCGACCACAUGGAUAAGCAGGACCAUUUCGCUGUCCAUGCCUAUAUUCAUCUCUUUAUCAGAGGAGGCACAAAGCAAGCUUGGAGGAAUUAAUGACUGGCUGUGUUGCUCUCAGGCGUCCAGCUAGCCAAUGUACGGGAGCUGGAUGCUGGACUGGAUGACCUCCAUGCCUUCAGUGGUUUUCAGUGGGAUAUCAGGAACUGAACGAUCCUUUGUUUCACCAAAACUUGGCUAAAUCCUGGAAUACCGGACACCGUCAUUCAAGCAUUGGCAAAAGCUCAGUUAUUAUGGCAACUGAUGCUGGGAAAACGUGCUUUAUAAAACCGAAUCAGCUAAAAAUAAGUCAGACCAACUGAAAUAAGCCCAGCUUAUUUGGUAAACUUUCUCUAUGCUGAUCUGAAAGAAUCAGAGGACUACUGCAAGAAAAAGGAGCCGAUUGCAGUUCACUGGAGUUGAAGAAUUUUUAAAGAAAAUUGAUUAAUUGAUUCAAAAUAUUGUGGAAUCUUUUUAUACCAUGUGUGUUUCCCUUUUGUACCUCCCUGAGAGCCCGAACCCUGGGAUCAAUAAAUCACAUCACCCUUUUUAAAUACGGAACACUUACUAGAGCCUGGCACAGCUAUUUACAUUUGUAAUCUGUAAAAGGUUUACCCUCAUGAACAAGGCCUUUGUUUAAACACUGGCUUCUGGAACAAACUGUGCAAAUUUAGAGAUGUUUGUUUAACAUCGUCUUUCAAAGCAUCCUAGAUCUGAAAGCAAACAUUAACGCAAAUUAUAUAUAUUUUUUGCUAUUGUGAUCUACUGAAUAAUACCAGCAGAUGCUAUUAAUACUGAAUCUCUGUUGUCUGGUCUCUGAGUUCAGUCAGUUAUGUUUGAUCAGCUUUUUUCUUUUUUUGCUUUGUGUUUGUCCACUGAGGGUUGUCACAGUGACAAGGAAAUGCAUUAAGUGGGGACAGCUGUUUGUGAUUGGUAGUGCUGACUCCCUUGAGCUGAACUCAACCACCAUUGGUCAUUUACCCUCCUGUGUCCAUGUGUACAAGACAGCUUUUUGUAUCAUCAAGGGAUGAACAGUUGCUGCCUGUCAGAGAAAGACGCUGUUAUUGAUUUUAGCUCAAGUCAUUGAUCAGGAAUUAAUGUCUUAUACACUUUGAAUAAAAAAACAUGUCAGUUUAAA